Molecule: messenger RNA, 3036 nt
Organism: Rhipicephalus sanguineus (brown dog tick)
Lineage: Eukaryota; Metazoa; Arthropoda; Arachnida; Ixodida; Ixodidae
Gene: Tudor-SN
Product: staphylococcal nuclease domain-containing protein 1
Exons: 17
Coding region: 282-2972 (896 amino acids)
Biological process (GO): regulatory ncRNA-mediated gene silencing; mRNA catabolic process
Cellular component (GO): nucleus; cytosol; RISC complex
Molecular function (GO): nuclease activity; RNA binding
Source: RefSeq, a predicted model, not a curated record
GGGUCCUUUUCCCUCCGGACCGGCCACAUCAGCUGAAGCGGCCCGAGUCGUGUCCCCGUUGUUGGACCCCGUAUUUCGGAGUUUUGAACCCCAGCUCGAGUGCGCAGGUGUACGCGUCCGUGCGGUCUCUGCCUUGCGGAUCUUCCUUUCAGCCCGAGACCCCGGUGACCGACGGUUCGAUUUCGGUUGCCAUUGGCAGCGGCAGCAAGCAUUAGCACGUGUGGACGUCAGCCUCGUCUCUUCUUCUGCAUGUCCCUGCUCUGAGCCUGCCUCUCGCCGUCAUGUCCGCACCGCAGCCGCCACAACCGCAGCAGCCGCAGCCGCUCAAGCGCUGCAUCGUCAAGCAGGUGCUCUCGGGCGACACUGUGGUGAUCCGUGGGCAGCCCCGCGGAGGCCCUCCCCCCGAGAAGACCCUCUACAUCUCCAACAUCACUGCACCCAAGCUUGCCAAGCGUCCCACCGAGACGGUUGCGGAGACAAAAGAUGAGCCCUUUGCUUGGGAGGCCCGUGAGUUUCUGAGGAAGAAGCUGGUUGGCCAGGAGGUCGUCUUCUCUGUUGAGUACAGCGUCAAUGACAGGGAUUACGUCACGCUCUACCUGGGCAAAGAUGCGAGUGGUGAGAAUGUGGCCGAGUCCCUGGUGCACGCGGGCCUCGUCGACGUGCGUACUGGUGGCAAAGGAGAGGCGCAGCAGCGUUUGCGAGAGCUCCAGGAGGAGGCUCAGGCAGCAGGUCGAGGAAAGCAUGGCCCCGACGCAGCAUCGCACGUACGCGAUGUCAAGUGGACGUUACGUGACGGAGAGGACCCCCGCACCUUUGCCGACCGGUUUGGCAAGAAGCCCGUGCCAGCGGUCGUCGAACACGUGCGGGACGGCUCCACCGUGCGUGUGCUGCUGCUGCCAGACUUCCACUACAUCACGCUCAUGCUGUCGGGCAUCCGGUGCCCAUCUUCACGCCCUGGCGAACCAGAGUCCCAGUACUCUGAGGAAGCCAAGUACUUCACCGAGUCCCGACUACUGCAGCGGGACGUUGAGGUGGUCCUCGAGGGUGCCACCAACCAGAACUUCGUUGGCACUGUGCUACAUCCCAAUGGCAACAUUGCCGAACACCUGCUCCGGGCAGGGUUUGCCCGCUGCGUCGACUGGAGCCUUGCUUCCGUGACUGGUGGAGCGGACCGCCUGCGAGCUGCCGAGAAGGAGGCCAAGGAGAAGCGGUUGCGGUUGUGGAAGGACUACACUCCCACGGGCAUCCCUAUUGAUGCCAAGGAGCAGAGGUUUGAAGGCAAGGUCGUAGAGGUCAUCAACGCUGAUGCACUGGUGGUCAAGGUUGGCGACAAUGAGCUGCGCAAGAUCUUCCUUUCCAGCAUAAGGCCACCGAGGCGUCCCGAGGAGCCCAAAGAAGCGGCACCAGGCGGAGGUGGCAAGGAGCGCAACUUCCGGCCCCUCUACGACAUCCCCUUCAUGUACGAGGCUCGGGAGUUCCUCCGCAAGAAGCUCAUCGGCAAGCAGGUGCAGGUCUGCAUCGACUACAAGCAGCCGGCAUCCAAUUCCUUCCCCGAGAAGACCUGCUGCACGGUCACCAUUGGAGGAAUCAAUGUGGCGGAAGCACUGGUAGGCAAAGGACUGGCCACCGUGGUCCGGUACCGACAGGAUGAUGACCAGCGCUCGGCACACUACAACGACCUGCUGGCCGCCGAGAUGAAGGCACAGAAGUCUGCACGGGGACUGCACUCCAAGAAGGAUGCCUCUGUCCACAGGGUCGUCGACCUGGCUGGGGACUUGGCCAAGUCCAAGCAGUUCCUGCCGUUCCUGCAGAGGGCGGGCAAGAUGGAGGCUGUGGUGGAGUUUGUGGCGAGUGGGUCUCGACUGCGGCUGUACAUUCCUCGCGAGAACUGCCUCGCCACGUUCCUCUUGGCUGGCAUCUCUUGCCCUCGGGCUGGCCGAGUACAGGGUGGCCAGACCAUUCCCGGCGAGAAGUUUGGUGAGGAGGCGUUGCAGUUCACCAAGUCACUGUGCCUGCAGCGAGAGGUGGAGGUGGUUGCCGAUGGCAUCGACAAGGCAGGCAACUUCAUCGGCUGGCUCACCGUCGAAGGUGUCAACCUGUCGGUGGCGCUUGUGAAGGAAGGGCUCGCCACGGUGCACUUCACAGCCGAGCGGUCGGUCCACUACCGUGCCCUCCAGCUGGCGGAAGAGCAGGCCAAGCAGCAGCGGCUCAAGAUCUGGGAGGACUAUGAGGAGACCGAAGACACCAAGCCCCAGGAGGUGAUCACUGACCGCAAGGGCAACUACCGCAACGUGGUGGUCACAGAAGUCAAGCCAGAUCUGUCAUUCUACGUCCAGUUCUUCGACGACGGCCCGAAGCUGGAAGAGAUGACCAAGCUGCUGCGUCAGGAGUUGGCUGAGCACCCACCCGUGUCGGGUGCCUACGUGCCCAAGAAGGGUGAAGUGUGCGCUGCAAAGUUCUCCGAAGACCAGCAGUGGUACAGGGCACGUGUCGAGAAGGUCCAGUCCAGCGGAUCGGUCGAGAUCUUCUUCAUCGACUAUGGAAACAGAGACACAGUGGAUCCCUCAUCCUUGGCAUCCCUGCCUUCCCUCGGCAUUCGAGACAUCCCGGCAGCCGCGAGGGAGUACAGCCUGGCUCUGGUGGCACUUCCGAAAGAUCCCGAGCAGGCACAGGAUGCCGUGCAGGCAUUCCAGGACGAAGUGUCGGGUGAGCCACAGCUGCAGCUCAACGUGGAGUACCGCGUGGGUGGCCAGGAGUUUGUCACGCUGCUCACCCCGUCGGGCACCGACAUUGGCAAGACCCUGCUGCAGGAGGGCUGGGUGUUGCUGGAGGAGCGCCGUGACCGGCACCUCCAGGAGUUGCUUCAGGACUACGUGGCCGCCAGGGACUCUGCUAAGGCCAAGCGGCUGAACCUCUGGUGCUACGGCGACGUAACGGAGGACGACUCCAAGGAGUUUGGCUGGGGCCGCUGAGGAGGACCUGUCGCCGCAAAGUCAACUUCUGCCUCGCACACCCGUGGUGUGGGGGAGGAGGGGG